Messenger RNA from Talaromyces proteolyticus, 465 nucleotides. RefSeq lists its product as uncharacterized. The transcript is spliced from 2 exons. The record is from RefSeq and is a predicted model, not a curated record. NCBI's taxonomy places the organism in Eukaryota, Fungi, Ascomycota, Eurotiomycetes, Eurotiales, Trichocomaceae. The coding region runs from base 1 to 465 and encodes 154 amino acids.
AUGCAAUUACAAGUUUCUGUUCUCGUUCUUGCUGCCACGGCGCUUGCAUCUCCAGCUUCUCUCUCGCUACGCCAAAAUAAUUACAUAUAUAUUAAUGGCACCAGCGGCACAGUCCAGGUGACCACUGAUACAGAUGAUGCUCAGAACCUGGGCUGCCUUGACAGCAAAGCUCAAUUCACCGCUGACGCCAGUGCAUGUGCGACUUUCACUGCUACCAAUGGCCAAAUUUCAGUCAACGGACAAAGCAUUGGGUUGGAUGUGACUUCAGGGAUAAUGGAAAUGACUACCGCCGACCCAAUAUUGUUUUACAGUGAUGACAGAACAAGCCCAAUUCGAAUGUACUACUCAGACCUUGGAUUUACAUGGUAUGCAUCUGAAGUGCCUGCAGCAGGAUCAACAACAGAUCUUUUCCGAUAUAACCCAACGAGCAGAGAUAUUGUUGUCCAGCUAUUCCUUACAUAUUGA